Messenger RNA from Rhea pennata, 4121 nucleotides. It is a transcript of the gene EPB41L2, whose product is annotated as erythrocyte membrane protein band 4.1 like 2. The record is from RefSeq and is a predicted model, not a curated record. The coding region runs from base 183 to 4091 and encodes 1302 amino acids. Gene Ontology annotation, molecular function: structural molecule activity; actin binding. The transcript has 24 exons. Gene Ontology annotation, biological process: cortical actin cytoskeleton organization. Lineage: Eukaryota; Metazoa; Chordata; Aves; Rheiformes; Rheidae. Gene Ontology annotation, cellular component: plasma membrane; cytoskeleton.
ACGGCUGUGGUCGGGGAACUUCAAUUUCGGAUGUGACCGCAAGCGGCGGCGGCGGGCCGGGCGCGAGGCGGCCGUUAGGCUGGCAGGUAAAGAAGAUAGUGUGCUGCUAUCCAGUUGUGCCAGGUGAUCUCAUUUUACCAGUCUUCAAGACUUUUAUCGGAGUUAAAGUGUAAAUUGUGACAAUGACAACUGAAGUUGGCUCCGAGACUGAAGUAAAGAAAGAUUCUGAGCAGGCGGGAGCAGACAAAGCCAAGGACAAGCCUGAAGAGGCAUCAGAUACUCCAGAAAAUCAAAAGUCCAGAAAAGCAUCCUCUGAAGAAGCUUUAGAUUCUUCCUCUGUCCCAGUGCCAACUAGCCAAAGCAGUCCAAGGAGCCAGAAGAAAGAAAAGGAUUCAUCUGAAAGCAAGGGAAUUUCUCGUUUCCUGCCCCCAUGGCUUAAGAAACAAAAAUCCUACACCUUGUCAGAGCCCAAAGAUGAGGCUAAGAAAAAGGCUGUAGGAGAAGACCAAGCAAUUGAAGAAAGUGAAUGCCAGCUUCCAGGGGAGGUGGCUCAGCCAAAAAGGAGCUUAGAAGAAGCAGCAACAGAAAAUCAGCAUAAUGCUAAAGCAGAUGAGAAAGAAGAAAAACACUCUGUUAGCAGUGCUGAAACACAGCCUGCGAAGGAAGAUGGUAAAGAAAUGGAAGUUGAAAAAGUUGCUGAGGAAAAGGAAAAACAAGUAGAAAAAGAAAAAAGGGAGACCAAAGAGGUACAGACUGGUGAAAUUAAAAUGGAGAACAUUCCCCAGAAGUCUCCCAAGAAAAUUAAAACUGUGCAGUGUAAAGUGGUGCUCCUGGAUGGCACAGAAUACAGCUGUGAUAUAGAGAAAAGGGCAAAAGGCCAGCUACUGUUCGACAGAGUAUGUGAACAUCUCAAUUUACUGGAAAAAGACUAUUUUGGUCUGUUGUUUUAUGAGAAUUCCGAUCAGAAGAACUGGCUAGAUCCUUCAAAGGAAAUUAAGAGACAAAUUCGAAGUUUACCUUGGCUAUUCACCUUUAAUGUGAAGUUUUAUCCUCCUGAUCCUUCACAGCUUACUGAAGACAUCACCAGAUAUUUCUUGUGCCUGCAGCUUCGUCAGGAUAUUGCUUCUGGUCGACUGCCAUGUUCUUUUGUGACUCAUGCCCUCCUUGGUUCAUAUACUCUGCAGGCUGAACUAGGUGAUCAUGAUCCAGAGGAGCACUGCAGUGAUUAUAUAAAUGAAUUCCAGUUUGCGCCCAAUCAAACUCAAGAAAUGGAAGAGAAAGUAGUUGAGCUACACAAAACACAUAGGGGCUUGACUCCAGCACAGGCAGAUUCUCAAUUCCUGGAAAAUGCCAAGAGACUCUCCAUGUAUGGAGUGGAUUUACAUCAUGCCAAGGAUUCUGAAGGUGUGGAUAUCAUGCUGGGUGUGUGUGCUAAUGGACUGCUCAUUUACAAAGACAGACUACGCAUCAACCGCUUUGCUUGGCCAAAAAUUCUUAAAAUUUCCUAUAAGCGAAGUAAUUUCUACAUCAAAGUCAGGCCAGCAGAACUGGAACAGUUCGAGAGCACUAUUGGGUUCAAACUGCCAAACCAUCGUGCUGCUAAAAGGUUGUGGAAGGUUUGUGUGGAGCACCAUACUUUCUUCAGACUUAUAUCACCAGAGCAGCCACCAAAAGCAAAAUUUUUGACCUUGGGUUCAAAGUUCCGCUACAGUGGACGUACACAAGCACAGACGCAACAGGCUAGCAACCUCAUAGACAGACCAGCUCCAUACUUUGAGCGCACGUCAAGCAAACGUAUUUCUAGAAGCCUUGAUGGAGCUCCCAUACGUAUCUCAGACCAAAGUCUGCUAAGGGACUUCCCUACUGCCAGAGGGGGACCUGCUGGAGAUAAAGUCAUUGACAUUGAAGGUGCUGGUCAAGCCAAGUUAAAAGAAGGCAGCAGAGAAGAAAAUGGAAGCCCGGUCAAAACUCCACAGUUAGAAUUGAUUCAGGAUGGAAAGAAUUUAUUUCUUCAGCUCACUCACAUACACCCACCAUCACUGCCCAUUCAUUGUGUGUCAUCCCAUCUCACAAACCUGUCACCUGUCCCUGAGAUGGACAUGGUUUCAGAUAUUUCAGAGGAAGAUCCCUUUGGGGAGCCCAUCCUUACCAUUCCAGAUAUCUUGGAGUGCAGUUCUGUGAAAGAAACACUAGAUCAUAAUAAAAAAGAAACAGCUUUACAAAAUAGUAGUUUUGAAUGUAUGAGGCCACUAGCUAGUCAAUGCCUUCCUAUAAUGGAGGAAACAAUCCAUAAAACAGACUACAAAAACACUGAGUUUUGCAUCUCAUUCAGCUUUACCAGAUGCUUUCCUUUUAGCUUCCAUUCGCUGCUUGAUGAGGAUGGUUAUAUCAGUUUUCCUAGCCUUCCUGAUGUUUGCAUCUCUUUUCUCCCACCUGGCCUUCAGCACUAUGUUCCUAUUACCUCUCCUUCCUUCAUCCCCUCUUUUCUCCUUAUAUUUGUGCUGCUUUUCUCUGCUUUCCAUUCAAUUCCCUUAUCACUCAUAUUUUCCUUUCCUCUUGCUCUGUCCCUCUGCUACCUGGAGCCUAAGGCAACUUCAUUUAGCACCUCUUAUGACAAUGACCUGAAUGACAAAGCAGAGGAAGAGGAGCUGGAAUCUGAAGAGGAGGAAGCACAGCAGAAGGACCUGGAUAAGACCCAGGACGACUUACUGAAACACCAGGCUAGCAUUAGUGAGCUCAAGCGCAAUUUCAUGGAGUCCACACCUGAACCUCGCCCAAAUGAGUGGGAAAAGCGGCGUAUCGCACCUCUGUCCCUACCGGCGCCUGGGAAAAAAGGAGACUACAUUUUCCAAGUGAAAACGUUGCCUGUGAAGGAGAAGCAAUGGACUGCAAUGCCAUGGAUUGCUGAAGCAAAACCAGAGAAGACUGACAAGAGCCUAGAAGAAGAAAUAACGUCAAUUUUGUGUAGUAAGGAGGGCUUUUCCUUCGCCGCCGCCGGCGCGCCGACAGCAGAGGGCGCUGCCGGGAAGGCCGAGGCCGCCGCCGCGCCGCCGCCCCAGAGACAUGGUUCCAGAAAAGAAGGGCCUUGCGCUGGAGUCAGCGAUGCUGAUAAGAGUUCACAUGAGACUCUGGACAUAGUGGAGGAGAAGAAGCAGGCAGAGGUUGGGAGAGAAGAAACAGUAGUCAUAGACGAAACCAACAAAGGGAAAAUGCAAGUUGCCACUGAUGCUGGGGAAACAUGUAAGGUGGAGCACCUGUCAAAAAAGGACUCAUCAUCAUUGCCAUCAGAUAGUAGCAGCAGCAGUAGUAGUGAGAGUGAGGAUGAAGAGGUGGGAGAAUACCAUCCACAUCAUAGGGCAAUUGAGGAAGUCAUCAGGGAAGAACAAGAAGAAGAAGAUGAUACAAACAGAAAAAAAGAGCAUGAAGAAAAGAUAAUGCAGCAUGUAGAAGCUACAGCAGAAGGCAGUAAGCUAAAUGUACCAGCUGAGCACACAGCUAAAGUUACGGCUGAAUCUUUGGUCCAGGAAAAUGCAGUUACCAUAGCUACAGAAGAGAAGAAUUUCUCAGAGGAGAUGAAGCAAGACUUAGGUGAAGAAAAAGAGGAAGAACAACUCAGACUGAAUGGAGAUGUGUCUCAUGUUGACAUUGAUGUUGCACCACAAAUAAUUUGUUGUUCAGAGCCUCCAGUAGUGAAAACGGAGAUGGUAACCAUUUCAGAUGCUGCACAGAGAACUGAAAUUUCCACUAAGGAAGUUCCAAUUGUUCAAACAGAGACUAAAACCAUCACAUAUGAAUCUCCACAGUUUGAUGGCAGUACGAGUGGCAAUGCUGGUGUGCUGCUGAGUGCACAGACAAUUACAUCAGAAUCAAUUUCUACUACCACAACUACACACAUCACAAAGAUGGUAAAAGGUGGGGUAUCAGAAACAAGAAUUGAGAAGCGCAUUGUCAUUACUGGAGAUGCAGAUAUUGACCAUGAUGAGGCCCUGGCACAAGCAAUCAAAGAAGCCAAAGAACAGCACCCUGACAUGUCUGUCACAAGAGUAGUGGUGCACAAAGAAACUGAACUUGCAGAGGAAGAUGAAGAGUAAAAUCAAAAUGUCAUCAGGCAAGUAUUUCAG